Messenger RNA from Musa acuminata AAA Group (dessert banana), 3047 nucleotides. RefSeq lists its product as uncharacterized. The transcript has 6 exons. The coding region runs from base 473 to 1948 and encodes 491 amino acids. Gene Ontology annotation, cellular component: chromatin. Gene Ontology annotation, molecular function: zinc ion binding. The record is from RefSeq and is a predicted model, not a curated record. NCBI's taxonomy places the organism in Eukaryota, Viridiplantae, Streptophyta, Magnoliopsida, Zingiberales, Musaceae.
GCGCUCAUUGGAAGGUGCCAAGAAGAGCCAUGCUGAUCUGACGGCUCUGAUUUGGCAGAUGCAGCGAGGAAGUGCUUUCACUCUCACGACAUCUGGAUCCAACGGCGGAGAAUUUUUGGGACGGACGCUCCGAAUAAAAGAUCCCCCCAUACUAUUUGAACCCCCUACAAAUGGAACGCGUUCGGUUGGUUAUUUUGAGGAGUAAUGUGGAAUCUUUCACCCUUUCUUCCCCAAGAAAGGCCGGAAGGGGCGUUUGCGCUCGAGAUUUCGGUUGUUUCUUGCUCUUGGACUGUGCUUCUGAGAUAUCAUUGUAUCACUUAAGGUAUGUUCCAAAAAUAAAAUGCAGUUUAAAAGUCUAAUCCAGCCAAGACAUAGUUGCCAUGAGAAAAGGUGAAAUGUUGAUCCAGAGUUCUCAUCCUAAUUGUGUUACCGCAUCAUCAUUGUAUGCACUUGACUAUAGCAACAACAGAACAUGGACUUGCUUGGUUGGUCACAUUCUAACGAAACUGGGAAGAAAUCUGUAACUUGUGAAGUGUGCCCUUUGGAAACCCCCAGAACAUUUACAGUUAUUAGAGAUGAAGAAAGCAAAUCAGCUGGUUCCAGUAUUCUAGAAUUAUCUUCCUGUGCCAAUAUAUCAACAACAAGUGAUAUGCACAUGAGUUUUGUGCAUAAAAUGGAUGGUUAUGUGUACAAACGAAGGAAGUUGCAGAAGAAUGGUGUUGCACUUGUGUCAAAAGAAAAUGUAUCAGAAAGUACUAAAGAAGGCUCCUUUUGCCAUUCUAGUGUAAGUUGUGAGGACAAUUCAUUGUCAGAUAAAAAUGAUAAUCCUCACAGAAAUAAGAAAUUUGCAGAUUUUGGUGGAGCUGUUGAGAAUGGAAAUGUAUUAUCUGAAAGUUAUCACCUGCUAGAUCACAGAACUCCCUUCAUCUCACAGAAAGAUGUUAUUACGGAAGUAAUAUUAGACCCAAAUUGUAUUCCUAAUAAUAGAUCUAUUGGAGAAAACAAAGUACAUACUGAGUCACCUGUCAAGUGCCUUCAGAAAUCGGAAUCAGAUUACAACUCUGGUAUAAAUGACAGAUUUUCAACAUCAAAGUCCAAUAAUAAUCCCAGUUCAUAUUGCAUAAAGAAUGAAGUGGAGACUGGUGAGUGCUCUUCAUUGGAUAAUGUCAUUGCCGAUCCAUUGGGUGAUUUCCAUUCAGCAAAGGAGCUGUGCAUUUUUGUUCUUAGAACUAAUGGUUUACUUAGGGGAGCAUGUGAGAGUGGUGCAUGGGUUUCUCCUGAGGUUCUAGAUCACCAUGAACCCACUUUUCAAUCAUGCAAGAUAUGUUGUCAAUUGGGACAACCAUUGAAGAUGCUAAUUUGUGACCUUUGUGAAGAAGCGUUUCAUGUGUCUUGUUGCAGACCGAAAAUAAGAAAUUUGCCAGUUGAUGAGUGGUUUUGUCAAUCUUGUUUCAGUAAGAAGCCAAAGUCCUUUAUUGAUGAGAAAUCUGGGAAAACAUGUACUUUGGUGGAUGAAUUUCCAGGGCACAGGAGAAGAGUAUCUCAUAGAGUUUUGGACCCUAUAGCAUUCAUGUUGCGAGACGGCCAGCCUUAUACAACUGGGGCUCGCAUCGGGAAAUAUUUUCAAGCGGAAGUUCCUGACUGGUCGGGUCCAAUACCUGAUGGUUUCAAUCCAUAUGGGGAGCCUUCAGAAGUGGAUCCUGCUGAAUACUCUAGUCUCAGUGUAUGGAACAAUUCCAGGCCACCAAAAUCUACUUCUAUUGGUAAUUGGGUUCAAUGUCGAGAAGUUGUAUAUACUGGUGAUGAUGAUGAGGGUACUGUAUGUAGAAAGUGGCGCAGGGCACCAUUGUUUGUAGUUCAAACUGAUGAUUGGGAUUGUUCUUGUGCGGUGGUUUGGGAUGCAAUUCAUGCUGACUGUGCUGUUCCUCAGUUGCAAUGUGGUAACUAGUUGGGAAUGAGCCUGAUUCUAAUGUCAUGCUCCAGGAUAAGUUAACUUGUGGAUCCAUUGUUGAUAUUUGUGUGUUGGUCUGACCACUCAAGCUUAUCUGUCUUGUAAGGUUUCUUUGUUCCAAUUUAUCUCCUCUAUUGAUUGUUAGAUUAUUUUUUCUUUUUUGCAGUUACUGUUUUAUGUUGGUAGUUUUCAUUAGUUUGGCAAUUCCUUCUGCAAAUCCAUUAUUUUUCUCGAGUAACCUUUUCGAAUCAGUUAUACUGUUUACAGUCUCUCAGAUAUUAUGUGCUGUUCUUUCUGAUUUAAUUUUUCCAUCAAAAUCCUGUAUUGCAUCACAACAAUCCUGAUUAAAUUGUUGGAUGUACGAUGAUAAUCUAAUUUACAGACAUAAUGGCAACAUGUUAGAACAUAGAAGAUCUUUCAUUUAUUAAAAAAACGUAGUAAUAAUUUGUUUUUGGUGAACAUGUGCUGAUUUGUUCAUAUUAAUUCUGGAAUUUCUUUUGUUCUUAAAUAGUUGAAAUAUUUCAUUUAGUAAGUGUAUCGAGUGGUUAAUAUACUUCUAUGUAAUUUAUCAGUGAACAAGCACAAACAUUAAAGCACACUUAUCAAUGCAUUUCCUCAGUUGUUGGUUGAUUUUUUUUUUUUAAUGCAGCUGGCUCAUAUGAUAGUGUCUUCUACCCCAAAGAGCCAUAUUAGUUAGCUUAGGUUGUUACAUGGAGCAUUAGGUAAUAGGUUGUUUCUUCAGUAUAAUUUACCUUUACAGGUAAGUAGCCAUGACAGUCUGCAGAAUGUUUGAUAUGCUGUUAUGUUUGCAGACGAAAAUGAGACAGGCUGUCAUCUUUUCUUUUCCUCUGUUGAUAGUGAACUGUUUUGCGAUAUAAUAUUUCCAUUUAUAGCCAUUAUUAUUUUUCAUUUUUAUAGCAUUUGAUUGCAUGAUUACCCUUCAAUUUCUUUGUUAUUUCAUGCUUGUUGUAGUACCUGUUAAUGCGGGAUCUGCUGUUCGUCAAAUCUUUCUCAGCUUUAUGGCAUUUGAUUGUGUGAAAUCACCAAUUUGGACUACUUUGUUUUUAUGCUUUGCUAAAUAUGCUCUCAUAUGUGA